Scutellospora calospora is the source of this 203-nucleotide messenger RNA. Lineage: Eukaryota; Fungi; Glomeromycota; Glomeromycetes; Diversisporales; Gigasporaceae. The record is from the annotation of a GenBank genome assembly.
ACAAGUUAGAAGAAAUCUCAGGUUUAUCAUUCACUGAAUCAAUAAUCUUGGGAGAAGGUUCUGCUUUAUCAUCCACAGAUUCUAUGUAUAUGAUCUUAGGGAGCGGAGAUAUAUCAGUAGACACUGAUGUCGAAGCAACUGAACAUUCUGGUACAUUAAAUACAGAGAUAUUUGUGGAUGUGUUGGAGGAUGUCUCAGCUUGA